Molecule: messenger RNA, 1383 nt
Organism: Prosopis cineraria
Lineage: Eukaryota; Viridiplantae; Streptophyta; Magnoliopsida; Fabales; Fabaceae
Product: plant cysteine oxidase 3
Exons: 5
Coding region: 155-1024 (289 amino acids)
Molecular function (GO): oxidoreductase activity, acting on single donors with incorporation of molecular oxygen, incorporation of two atoms of oxygen
Source: RefSeq, a predicted model, not a curated record
AUGAGUCGCCGGGUAGGGUUGAACAAUGAGCUCUAUUCCUUCAGAUCUACCAUGAAGAGAAAUUUAUGGGAGGAACUGGAAAAGUCAGCAAGUUUUCCUGAAAAUUUGCAUUUUGCAAUGCUUUGUUCCCGCAUCGGUUUACUUCUGGUUCUGGAUGACCAUUAAAAUAAAAAUGCUUAAAAAAUUACAAAAAUUAUCUGAUAAGGUGGACAUGGUCUUCGCUUCCUUCCGAAGAUACUUUAGCAUGAAGCAGCAACGCUCCAAGGUCCAGCUUUUGUACGACCACUGCAACAAGAUCUUCACUGCUUCGGGAACUCCCCUUCGUUCUUCUCUAGCCUUACAGAAGCUCUCUUCAAUUCUUGCAAUUUGUGACUUUGCAGACACUGUUCAACCAGCUGAUGUUGGGCUUAAAGAGGAAACCACAGAUGAUGAUCGAGGCCAUGGAUUCUUUGGAAUUAGCCAACUGAAUAGGGUAGCUCGAUGGGCUCAACCAAUAACAUAUGUGGAUAUUCAUGAAUGUGACAGUUUUAUGAUGUGUAUAUUCUGCUUUCCUACUUCUUCAGUUAUUCCACUCCACGACCAUCCUGGGAUGACUGUAUUUAGCAAACUUCUCUAUGGUUCUUUGCAUGUGAAAGCUUAUGACUGGAUCGAGCCUGCCUGCAUUGCUGAAAACAAGGAACCUGGAUGUGCUCCAGUAAGACUGGCAAAGUUGGCAGUUGAUAAAGUUUUGACUGCACCGUGUGAGACAUCAGUUCUAUAUCCAAAGAAAGGGGGUAAUCUGCACUGUUUCACUGCAGUGACCCCCUGUGCUGUGCUAGACAUUCUCUCACCUCCUUACAGAGAAGAUGCAGGAAGGAAGUGCACUUACUAUCAUGAUUAUCCUUAUUCAGCAUUUGCAACAGGAAAUGGACCUAAAUUAUGCGAUGGCAAAGAGGAGGAAUAUGCUUGGCUUGCUGAGAUUGAAACGCCUAGUGAUCUUUAUAUGCGGCAGGGGGUAUAUUCUGGUCCGGCUAUUCAGACCUAGCUCUGUUUGCAGACUGGGAAAUUGACUGUUUGUUUCCUGUGGGAUGGAUCAUUAUGAAUGCUGGAAAACAUUUGCCAGCAUUUUGCUCCUGGAGGCGUAACUAGGGGAUUUACAGUGAUCAUGCGGGGCAUUUUCUAGUGGACUACUUUUCGUGUAUACAUAGUUGGAGCAAAGUCUUGAUUCAGGAUCUGUAAUGCCCCUAUUUAUCCUUUCUUUUCUGGAUGAAUCAUCUUUUUAUCCUGAGAGUCAUGACUCCUGUAAAUAUUUAGAGUCAGAGGUUAUGGCUAUAGAGAUAACUGGAUUUUAUCUUCACUCGUCCUAUGCUACUGGGUUCUCAAAACGUUGUUUGUUUACCCCUU